AUGACGAUAUAUUUACCUGGAGAUGUCAUCGAUGUUCCCUCGUCAAGUGAAACCAAUAUGAUUGGCUACGGAAUGAAUGUGUUGAAUGAAAAAGUGUUGGCCUCGCAGCCCGGCGUUUUGCGAACACAUGAGAAUAAGGUUUGGCUGAAUGUGCAUAGCAGGAGGUUUGUUAUUCAAAACAAUAACCUUCAAUGUUUAUUUUUUCGAAAAAUUUAGGUACAUUCCAAGUGAAGGUGAUCGAGUGAUUGCAAUUGUCACAGCGAAAGCUGGCGAUUUUUUCCGAUUAGAUAUUGGGACAGCGGAAUUUGCCACAAUAAAUUUCACAAACUUCGAAGGGGCGACAAAGCGAAAUCGUCCGAACUUGAAGACUGGUGAUAUUAUCUACGCUACAGUUUUUGAUACUUCUCCAAACACUGAAGCUGAAUUAACAUGUGUUGAUGAUGAAAAACGAGCAAGAGGAAUGGGACAAUUGAAUGAUGGUUUUCUUUUCAAUGUUUCCCUAAAUCACGCGCGUCGAUUGAUAAAUCCAUCUUGCAAAAUAUUGCAAACCAUCGGACAAUUCUUUAAAUUCGAAAUCACUGUUGGAAUGAACGGUCGGAUUUGGAUAAAUGCUUCGAGUUGCGAGGAAAUCAUCAAAAUUCAAAAUAUUAUUCAAAAAUCCGAAUUUUUAGUGGAUAUUGAUGAUAUAAUCAAACUUGUUCAAGAGUUCUACACAAAAUCUUUUUAAUUUUUCCCUUUUUAAAAUUAUUUACUCAUAUUUCAUUGUUAUACCUUUAUUGUUCUUUGUUGUUUCAAAAAAAAAUAUAUCAAAAUUAAGGAUUCAUAAAAUUUUAUGGUCCGAAAAACCCUUUUUGUUGUUGUAAAAGUGUUUGAAACACUGAAACAUAUCUGAUAAUUAUUUUAGUGAUUAAAAAUUAAUAAUCAAUUAAUUGACAGAAUGGGUGAGGGCUUGGUUGAACAACGUCAGGCGGAAGACAAAGCGGCAUGGGACGCGUAUUGGAAAGUUCGCGAUUUGGACUCGCGCGGAGCUAUUUAUCCGAGAUUCAGAUAUUAUGCUCAAAAGGCUUUUGAUGCGCCGGCCACCUGGUUUAGAGGUAAGUUAGGCUAUGACGUGUAAUUCAAAUGUUUUGUCCCAAAAAUUUUGUAAUCGAGAAAAAACUAAUUUUUAAAUAUUUUCGACUUUACAGGUUAAAUUUAAUCAAAAUAUAUUUUCAGAGCAAAAAUUUCUUUAACAAAUUGCUAAAAUUUAUCGUGAAAGCGAAAUUUGUACUCUCAAAACCCCUCUAAAUUUGCAGAAACCUUCGUCGAGCCACUCAACAACAAAAACCGUCUUCCCUACUAUCAUCGCCAAUUGAAUCGUGUUCCAGAAAUUGACGAAUGUGGAGUCAAUGACAAAGCCUGUUUCUAUGAGGCAAAUGAACAAUAUCGUUUGGAUAAAAUGGUUGACGGAUUCAUUCUUCAGGUAAUUUUUUGGGUUUAAUUUUGUGAAAACAACUAUAUAAUAAUAUCGCAAGGAAAGGCAUAUUUUAUAUGAAAUUUUUGAAACAGUAAAUUUUCAGGAAGUUGAAAUAUCGCUAAUUUUAUUGAAAAUGUCAGAUUUUCAUAAAAAAUUAUUGGAUUAAAUGCAAAUUGCAGAGAAAAUAUAAGUUUUGAUUUUGAAACAUCAAUUUUCUGAUUUGAGACAAUUGAGAAAAAUAAAAUUUUCAAAGCUGUAAAAUUUCACAAACACACAUCGGCCAAGCCGUGGCUGGCCAGAGUACAAUUUUUUGAAAAAUCUGAAUUUCAGUUUUUAGAGGUCAAAAAUUGAAAAAUCACAAUUUUUAGAGGACAAAAACUGAAAAAUUCACAAUUUGUGUACCGUAAAAAGUUAGCGUAUAAUUUUUAUUGUGGAAACCACGAUUUUGGCCGAGGUGUGUUCACAAAUUUUCAAAAAAAAAAAUUCCAAAACAGUUUUUUUUUGUAGAUUGAAAUUAAUUGAGUCAACAAUUCCCUUUAAAAAUAUAAUUUUUCAAUCAAAUUUUUGAAACAGUAAUUUUUAUUGAGCUGUGAAAUUGAACUUUCAAAAUUUUAUUUUUUUCAUAUAAUAAUUUUGAAACAGUGAACUUUUUUUUUUUUGAAGAAAAAAUUACAUUUUUCCUUCAACAAUUGCAUUAAAAUCUUAAAUUUACUCCAAAAAAACCGAAAUCGUGAUUUCUUUGUUCUAAAGUAAAAUUUCUAAUGAAAUUUUUGAAACAGAAAUUUUUUUGAAAUUUAAAAAUUGUAUUUUUUCAUCAAAUAAUUUUGAAACAGUCAACUUUUUUAGUGCGAAAAAUCCUAUAAUUUUCUUCAGAUUCUCCGUCAAAGAGUUGAUAGAUGUAUGUUAUACAACAAUCCCGAUCAUUCGCCAUGCGUCAAACAAAUCGAAGAAAUGGAAGAAAAUGAGCUGAACUUCUUCGUAAAAUACGGUGAAUUGGGAGGAGAAUCGGAUGUUCGUGAUGCUUAUAUGAAACAAAAACAUCGCCAAAUUUGGGAACGAAGACAUCCAGAAAUAAUGGAGGAAAGAGCCGCCAAAUUGGCGGAGCACAAAGAGCAAUUGGCGAAUGGACAAUUCGAUUAUUCGUUCUGGAAAAAGGGAAUGUUCUAUCAAGAUAAGAAGAAUUAUGAGCCGCCAUAUGAGUUCCAAUUGUCGAAAUCGCCAUUGGAAGGUGAUAAACCAUUGUCGAAGGAUUGGCAAUAUUAUAAGAAUGUGAGUGUUGCACAUUUUGUAUUUUCACCAAUUUUUUCCAAUCAAAAUUUGGAAAAUUUCAACUCAAAAAAUUGUGAAUUUUUGUGAUUUCACGAAAUUUCACAGAAAAUGAUCAAACUUUUUAAACCGGAAACACAAUCCCUAGAGUUAUCAAAAAAAAAUUGACCAAGAAACAUAAACGCAAAAUUUGAAACAGUAAAUUUUUUUUUGAACAUUUUUUUUAAUAUGAGAAAUUUUAUCAAAACGUGGAUUUCUAAAAAAAAUAUUACAAUUUGAAAAAUUCUGAUUUUUUUAAAUUCAAAAUUUAUCUACUGCUGAAUAAACGGAAAUUUCCCAAAAAAAUUGAAAGCAACAUUUGAAACAGUAGAUUUUUUAGCAAAAACAUAUUUGUUUUUUCUGUAAUAAAUAUCAAAAAGGAACUUAAAAUCAAUAAUUUAUCUAUGAAAAGAUACUAAAAUAAACACAAAAUUUGAAACAGUAAAUUUUCAACAUCAACAACAAACUGCGAAUUUUUGUGGUUUCACUAAAUUUCACAGAAAAUGAUGAAAGAUAUUGAUUUUUGGCAUACCGACCAAAUCAGGGCGAAUUUAUCAAACUGGAUUAAUAUCCUUCACAAUAUCAAAAAAAAAAAAUUUAUCGAAAAAAAUAAACGCAAAAUUUGAAAUAGUAAAUUUUUUUUGUUGAAAAAGUUUAUUAAAAAUAUGAGAAAUUCUGUCAAAACGUGGAUUUCUAAAAUAAUUAUUACAAUUUGAAAAAUUCUGAUUUUUUAAAUUCAAAUUUAGUUUUCCGUUGCAUAAACGGAAAUUUCCAAAAAAAAAAAAAAAACAUUGAAAGCAAAAUUUGAAACAGUAGAUUUUUCAGCAAAAAAUUAUUGUUUUUUUCUGGAAUAAAUUUCAAAAAGGAUCUUAAUAUCAAUAACUUGUCUAUGAAAAAUUACCAAAAAAACACAAAAUUUGAAGCAGUAAAUUUUCGAGCAACAAAAACCCCCAUAUCCAUUUUUUGCAGGUCGCCCAAGAUCCCGAAUUCGACAAAGAACAAGGCAAAAAAUCGGAUUUCCGCCUCUUCUAA
Caenorhabditis angaria is the source of this 3793-nucleotide messenger RNA. Lineage: Eukaryota; Metazoa; Nematoda; Chromadorea; Rhabditida; Rhabditidae. The record is from the annotation of a GenBank genome assembly.